CCAGGUUCUCGACCAAUCCACGGACCACGCUUCAUCAAAGUUCCCACUCCAUGCAUCGUUGCGGGACGCAUACUUGUAAUUCAUUAAAUUUGGACUCUCUAAUUGCAAAAACUGCUGCCGGAUUUACUGGGUGGUACUUUGUAUUACAUUUUGACCUCAACUCUACUUGGCCCCAAUGCCGCGUCAAACCAAACGGCCCCUUGAGGUCAUCGACUUGACCGGUGGUGGCCAAAACACCCGACCAGCCAAGUCACCGCGGAAUACUUCAUCGUCGCACAACUUACAGCCCGCUGCGCCGGGGUUAGGUCAACCAUCUUCGAGUGCAACCUCGGUACCGAAUUCGACUCAAAACAACCCUGAAAACGAUGAGCCAGAACCCUCAACGCAGGAUCUCACUCAGAGUGACGAUGGGCCCCAGCGGGAGUUGUAUGGCUCCUUCGACGGCAAAAUUGUGGGUGUCAGAUAUUAUAAUGGCAUGGCCACGGGUGGGGAGGUGGUGAUUUGUAAGAGAGAGCCCUCUAAUCAGUAUGACCCAAAUGCAAUUCGGGUGGACAAUGUACUCGGAAGACAGAUCGGGCAUAUCCCGAGAACAGUAGCCGCAAAACUCGCCCCAUACCUGGAUAACAAAGAAAUCACUAUUGAAGCUAUACUCAGUGGCGAGAAGGGCUUCUAUGAAUGCCCCAUUCGCAUGUACUUCUAUGGAACCGCCGACGCCCUCGGCCGGGCUGGCCUAGAGGAGCGUCUGAAGAGCGACAAGCUUGUUAAGGCCACGCAGCUCAAGCAAACCCGAAAGGAUAACGAGCAGCAACGGAAAACUAUGGGUUUGAAGGGCGGUAGAAGUACUGCUGGAUUUGCACCCGCCGAGCCAGAGGUUUCUCUAGCGCAGUUGGCCCAGACCAGCCAAGCUGUCAACUUCCGUGCCGGUGGGGAUAUUGCCCAGACGUUGGCCAUGGAUGAAGACCAGCUCUCCGAAAUGCCCCAGGCGGAACAACCCGACAAAGUGUGCGCCAAGCUGCUGCCGUACCAACUCCAAGGUCUUGCGUGGCUCACGGCGAAAGAGAGCCCGGUGUUUCCGGAGCCAGGCUCCCCAGAGUCUGUCCAGCUUUGGAAGCGCGAUGCCAAAGGCCGAUUUGUCAACAUUGCCACCAACUUCACCGUUGCAGCCCCUCCCAAACUCCUCUCUGGCGGCAUCCUAGCCGACGACAUGGGCCUCGGCAAGACGCUUCAGAUCAUCAGUCUGAUUAUGACCGGUGGGCCGGGGAGCACACUCAUCGUUGCGCCAGUUGGUGUGAUGAGCAACUGGGAACAACAAAUCAAGCGCCACGUGUCUGAUGAACAUCUGCCUGAAGUGCUCAUCUAUCACGGAACUUCUCGACAGACUUCCGCUAAGUCUUUGAAGAAAUUUGGGGUCGUCGUCACAAGCUACGGCACCCUCAGCAGUGAGGCAGCGACAGGCGGCCCUCUGACCAAGCUCGACUGGCGCCGGGUUGUUCUGGACGAGGGCCACACCAUCCGCAACGCCAAAACGAAGGCGGCCGAGGCGGCCUGCAAGCUGAAGGCGCAAUCAAGAUGGGUUCUAACAGGAACUCCGAUCGUCAACAAUAUCAAGGAUCUUCACUCCCUUGUCAAGUUCCUCCAUAUUACAGGCGGCAUUGAGCAGUCUGAUAUUUUCAACGCCGUCAUAGCACGGCCGCUGGCACUGGGAGAAACCCGGGCCGAGGCGCUCUUGCAGUCCCUCAUGAAGGAUGUCUGCCUCCGUCGUCGGAAGGACAUGAAGUUCAUCGACCUUAAGCUUCCGGCCAAGACCGAAUACAUCCACCGCAUUACCUUUUGGGCGGACGAAAAGAAGAAAUACGAGGCUUUGCUUUCCGAGGCUCAAGGCGCUCUGCAGGACUUCCAGGACAAAUCCAAAUCGGGCCAAAAGGGCAGAUUCCAAGGCGUGCUCGAGAGGUUGCUCCGCCUUCGCCAAACAUGCAACCACUGGACCCUAUGCAAGGAGCGCAUCGCCGAUCUGAUGAAGCUCCUUGAAGAGCAAGACAUUGUCCCGCUCAAUGACGAGAACCGUGUCCUCCUGCAACAAGCACUUCAGCUCAUCAUCGAAAGCCAAGAGGAAUGCCCUGUUUGCAUGGAGAACCUAACGGACCCCGUCAUAACUCACUGCAAACAUUCUUUUUGUCGCGCCUGUAUCUCCAAGGUGAUUGAGAUACAGCACAAGUGUCCCAUGUGCCGCGCCGAGCUAGCCGAGGACAAGCUAGUCGAGCCGGCACCCGAACACUCGGCCCAGGAGGAAGAGGCGGGCCUCGACCAAGAGACAAAGAGCUCCAAGACGGAAGCACUGCUCAAAAUUCUCCAGGCUACUCUGAAAAACGACGGAUCCAAAGUCAUCAUCUUCUCUCAGUGGACGUCGUUCUUGACCGUCAUCCAGCGGCAGUUGGAAGAGGCAGGGUACACCUAUACCCGAAUCGACGGUAGCAUGAACACGUCCAAACGCGAUGCCGCUAUUCACGCUCUCGAUCACGACCCCGCUACUCGUAUCAUGCUCGCCAGUCUAAGCGUGUGCAGUGUGGGAUUGAACCUGGUCUCAGCUGACACCGUCGUUCUUGCUGACAGCUGGUGGGCCCCGGCCAUCGAGGACCAGGCCGUUGACCGUGUCCACCGUUUGGGUCAGACCCGGCCCACAACGGUCUGGCGCCUGGUCAUGGAGGGCACCGUUGAAGAGCGGGUGCUCGACAUCCAGGGAGAGAAGCGAGAGCUUGUCAACAAGGCUUUCCAGGAGAAGCAAGGCAAACAGAAAAAGACAAAGGAGACGCGCAUGGCCGACAUCUUGAAGCUGCUUACUUGAAAUAAGAUGGAUUCUAGAUGUGAUUUGAGGACAUCUGUGCCGCUAUCGCUACCACAAGAGGAGACUAUUCCGGAGCCCUACGGAUGUCAUCGAGAUACUACAGUUUAUUCGCAAAAGCAUAUCGAGGCUGGUCA
Messenger RNA from Chaetomium fimeti, 2976 nucleotides. Its product is annotated as RAD5-like protein. The coding region runs from base 176 to 2842 and encodes 888 amino acids. The transcript is spliced from 7 exons. Gene Ontology annotation, molecular function: ATP binding; zinc ion binding; nucleic acid binding. NCBI's taxonomy places the organism in Eukaryota, Fungi, Ascomycota, Sordariomycetes, Sordariales, Chaetomiaceae. The record is from RefSeq and is a predicted model, not a curated record. Gene Ontology annotation, biological process: DNA repair. Gene Ontology annotation, cellular component: nucleus.